AUGGCUCCUCGUAAAUCCCUCAUCGACGCAGUUCAAUCCCUGUUGUCCGCCCUCACAACCCCGUCCACGCCAAAGUCAACCCUCCUCUCAACAUUCACAACCAAUCCACCUCCCCUAUGUUUCGAACACGGCCUCCCCCAACUAGCCCCUUUCCUAGGCCGCUCUUUCACGGGCCAAGAAGGUAUAAGCCACUACUUUGAUCUACUAUCCCAACACCUUAAUAUCCAAAACAUGAACUUCGAACUCGACACUGCCUGGGUUGUCGACGAGGUCUCGAUGACCGUUUGUCUACGCGGGAACGCAAAGUUCGUAUGGAAAUCUACCGACCAAGCGUGGGAUGAAACGUUCAUUUAUCGCAUUGUUGUUGCGGAGGAUGCAGGCAAGGGCUUGAAGGUUCAGGAGUAUAGGGUUUGGGCGGAUACGGGGGCGGCGUAUCUAGCUAGACUUGGACGGUUGGGGUUACUAGUGACUGUGGGUGAAAUGGAGAAUCCAGAGGGGGUGCAUGUUACGGAGGAUGUGGACGGGGCGAAGAUGUGCGGGUAG
Penicillium maclennaniae is the source of this 543-nucleotide messenger RNA. RefSeq lists its product as uncharacterized. NCBI's taxonomy places the organism in Eukaryota, Fungi, Ascomycota, Eurotiomycetes, Eurotiales, Aspergillaceae. The record is from RefSeq and is a predicted model, not a curated record. The coding region runs from base 1 to 543 and encodes 180 amino acids. The transcript has a single exon.